This is a messenger RNA of Moneuplotes crassus, 507 nucleotides long. Lineage: Eukaryota; Ciliophora; Spirotrichea; Euplotida; Euplotidae. The record is from the annotation of a GenBank genome assembly.
UCAAAGAAAAUGGAACCUAUAGCGUGGCUUUCACAAUGUAAAUUUGGAGCAAAUGACUUCCAUGAGAUAUACCCGAAGGUAUAUCUUGGCUCAAAGCAUGUUUCUAAAAGUGAAAAUAAGCUAGAGGAGCUAGGGAUUACUCAUAUAUUGUCAAUUGGUCACGAGUUUUGAGAAAUGUUCAGAGGAAAAUUUGACUACAAAAUCAUCAAAGUUGGCGAUGGGGCCUAUGAUGAUAUUAAGCAGUACUUUAAUGAAGGAACUCAAUACAUUGAAACCUCAAUCCAGAAUGGUGGGACUAUUUUAGUCCAUUGUGCAGCUGGUAGAAGUAGAUCAGGAGCAAUGAUGACUGCUUAUUCCAUGCUCAGGGACAAGAUCAAACUAGAGGAUGCUCUUAACCUAGUCAAGAGUAAGAGGCCCAAGGUUGAUCCGAAUUGGGGCUUUUUAAAACAACUCAAAGAGUUUGAGGAGGAACUUGAUACUCCGACUUACGAUGUUUAAUAUACCUUC